This is a messenger RNA of Brachypodium distachyon (stiff brome), 2487 nucleotides long. RefSeq lists its product as uncharacterized. Lineage: Eukaryota; Viridiplantae; Streptophyta; Magnoliopsida; Poales; Poaceae. Bases 233 to 2290 code for a protein of 685 amino acids. The transcript has 3 exons. The record is from RefSeq and is a predicted model, not a curated record.
ACCCGGCCGCAAUGGCGUCCUGCAUGAGCAGCAAGCAAGCUAGUAAGAUAGCUAGACUGAUCGAUGUCACGAGGGUAUACGGCUUGGCCAACCAUCCAUCGUGUAGCCGGCAAGACUCAAGUUACUGUCUGCCUUCUUGUUUCCAGUUCAUCACUGCAUCCCCUAUCUUGGACGAUUGACUGGUUUUAUCCGUCUUUGCUAGCUGCAACAUUACUACUGCCAGGGUCAUUGCAUGCACGCCGGAACAAUGUCUGGAGGGCCGCUGGACCUCUGGAAUCAUUGGUCGAUCCAGAUCCUUGUGCUCUUGAGCCUCGCACUCCAGAUCUUCCUCUUCGUCUUCGCCAGGAUCCGUCGACGCGGAGCCAAUCCUGUGCUGAGGAUCCUGCUGUGGUUGGCGUACAUGCAGGCUGACUCCACUGCGAUAUAUGCCCUCGGCCACCUCUCCCUCAGCAAAGCACGCGAGAAUGAGAAGCUUGUCGCCUUCUGGGCGCCGUUCCUCCUGCUGCACCUAGGCGGUCCUGACAGCAUAACUGCCUAUGCCCUGCAGGAUAACCAGCUCUGGUUGCGUCACCUGCAGGUUCUCGUCGUUCAAGUCCUCGGAGCAGGCUAUGUUCUGUACAAACGCAUUGCUGACAACGGGUUCUUUGUCAUGCUGGCUUCUAUCCUGAUGUUCACCGUCGGUUUUGUCAAGUAUGUGGAGAGGACAUGUGCACUCAAGCGGGGGAACAUGGAUACCAUCCGGAGCUCUCUCAAGAAUGAGCCAUAUGUCCAACGGAAACAGUUCCGCACUCUGGAUCAAGGGCUCAGAGAGGGGGCCGCCAACAAGGAAGAACACUAUGUGCGUCUUGCUCACUCCAUGUUCCACGUAUGCAAGCGUGCCAUAGUUGAUUCUUGGAUUGAAAAGGAUUUUGAAAACCGUGGUGGCGAGAUGCUUAGAGACAUCGAAAAUGAAAAAUACAAGGGUAUGUGGAUGUUGAUGGAGGUGGAGCUCUCCCUGUUGUAUGACAUCCUGUAUACCAAGGCAGCUGUGAUCCACACUUGGCCUGGCUACAGCAUCCGUAUUGUCUCGCCACUUGCCACUGUCGCCUCCUUGCUGCUGUUCUACUUCAGUGACAACGAUGGUGACAGCAAAGUUGAUGUUGGUAUCACAUACACCUUGCUGUCUGGGGCUUUCCUCCUGGAAGCAACAUCCUUGUUGAGCGCGCUAGGGUCAAGUUGGACAUACACCUUCUUGUGCACCACACGUUGGAGAUGGCUCCGUAAAACUGCUCUAUGCAGUGGAAGGUGGGAUCAGCUUCGUCAGCUUGUCAAGAAGAUCACGAGAAUACAAGUUGGUGGUCAGGCAAGGAGGUGGUCCGGUGAAAUGGGGCAAUACAACAUGCUGCAACUUUGCAGCCGUCGUGACACAGCCUUCAGUCCUCUUCUCGGUAGAUUGGCAAAGAUGGUGGGACAAAAUGAGUGGUGGAACAGAAAGCAUUACUCAGGGACCAUUCAGAUUUCAGAUGAGCUAAGGCUAUGGCUGCACUGGUACAUACAACGAUUGCACAGGAAAAACAAGGUGAACACGCAAGGCAUGAUCAGGACAAAUUGGGGCGUAGAGGCAUUGCAGUAUUAUAAAUGUUAUGAUGGUGUCGAAUUCAAAGACUUCAAAGACUCUCUUGGCAUUGAGCUCCAAGAGGGCAUCAUUAUCUGGCACAUUGGCACAGAUGUGUUCCUUGCCAAAAGCAGUCGAGACAAGGCAUAUGAUGCAGACCAGGAGAAAGUGGUGGAGAUCAUUAGGACAAUGUCCAACUACAUGAUGUUCCUCCUUGUUGAGCGGCCCGAAAUGCUACCAGGCCUUGCUCAGACCAGACUGUACCAACAGACCUGCCAGAAUCUGGUUGACAUGUGUACUGCAGAGACCUCAAGUCGCAGUAUCAGCUGGACUAAGGUGAAGGAAUUAUUCUGGCUGCAUGACGACCCUAAUCCUUCUCGACUAUUGGAAAGAGACGAUCUUGCCAUCAUGCUCAACACAGAGAAGCCAGGCUACAGCACAGAUGUUCCUCGCCUAUGUUAUGCUAACUGGCUUACUCGAGCACUACUCAAACAAGAAGAGGAGAAGGACAGAAUGGCUGUCUUGGAACUGAUCCGACAUGUGUGGACUGAUUUUCUUGUCUACACUGCCAAUAGAUGCAGCAGGGAGUCCCAUGCCAAGAGACUCGGCAGUGGCGGUGAGCUGACAACCGUCUUGUGGCUUAUGGCGGACUACUUUCACAAACAGUCUGUCCUCAAAGCACCAGAAGAUUCAUGAAUCAUGUACACGUGGAGAUCGAUAAAGCGUGGACAUAACAUUACUGUAUCCCCAUCAGCACUAGCCAAAGCUGGUUCCUGAAUCUCAUGGUUUCGCUGGAAACAAAGACAUGUAUGGUACAGAUUUGCUUUCUCCAAAUGUGAACGAUUUACCUGGCUAUCUUUUGCAUUAGAAUUAGCUUUACCUCUUGUGAACUA